AUGUCUUCGCAGGUACAUGCCAAUACCAAGGAAGAGGUCGUCAUGGUCUAUCCCCAAAAAGAAGAUCAUGUGGAGGAUGUCGAGCGCGUGCGCACCACAGCGGACGAAAUUGCUGAACUGUCCGGCAUCGAGAGCGAAGCGACUUCAAAGGCUGCUUGGCUGAUCUCCUUGUGUGCUUCGAUUGGAGGUUUCCUGUUUGGCUAUGAUACUGGCUACAUCUCGGCAGUGCUCGUUACCAUAGGCACUGCUCUCGGUCAUGAGCUCAGCUCCAGCGAACAAGAAUUAGUAACCUCCCUGACAAGUGGAGGCGCGUUUGUUGGUGCAGUCGCGGCAGGUCUCACCGCCGAUCGCUUUGGCCGCCGCUUGCCUAUCUGGUGGGCGUGUGCCACUUUCGUCGUCGGAACCCUUCUACAAUGCGUGGCAUAUUCUCUUGCGCAGUUUGCUGUCGGCCGCUUUGUCGUGGGACUUGGGGUGGGAUCUGCCGCCAUGAUCGUGCCUCUUUACAUCUCGGAGAUUGCGCCUGCCAAGUAUCGAGGCAGAAUGGUUGCCUUCAACAACACCAGUGUCACCCUUGGCCAGCUUGUUGCAUCUGCCAUCGGGGCAGGCUGCGCGCACUUUCACAACGGGUGGCGACUUACCGUCGGGAUCGGAGGAUUUCCCCCCAUCAUCUUAGCCGGUCUCCUCUUUAUCUGCCCCGAAUCUCCUAGACAGCUAGUCGCUCAUGGCAAAAAUGAUGCUGCUGAUGCUGUCCUGCUGAGAAUCUACCCUACCUCAACAAACGAGCAACGAGAAUCCAAGUUGAAGUCCAUCGAGUUGUCAAUCUUACAAACAACUGACUCUAUGACCCAGGACUCACUCUGGAUGUCUUUCAAGCACAUCCUCAAUAACCCUCCCAUUGGUCGCGCAGUGUUGACUGCUUGUACCAUCAUGGCCAUUUCACAGCUUGGAGGCUUCAACACUCUUAUGUACUACGCCGCCACCCUCUUCUCCAUUGUGGGCUGGAAAAACCCGACUGCGGUUGGUAUCACCGUUUCCGCUGCCAAUUUUGUCUUUGGCAUAAUAACCAUCUUCCUCGUCGAUCGCGCUGGUCGACGAGUGCUGCUGUCAAUCUCUGUCGCAGGCAUGGCCAUCUGUCUAGCCAUCGCCGCUAUAGCGUUCCACUAUAUUCCUAUUAGUAAGGAUCUGGUGGUAGAGACCGACAAGGUUGGCUGGCCUGGAAUCGUUAUACUGGUCACGAUCAUCUGCUACGUCGGAUUCUUCUCUAGCGGUGUCGCGCCCAUCGCAUGGGUUGGCACAGAAUUGAUGCCUCUGGAAGUUCGAGCAGUUGGGACUAUGCUGAACACGGCAACUUGCUGGGGCACAAACAUCAUCAUUUCCUCCACCUUCUUGUCCAUGAUGAAAGGGAUUACUCCAUCUGGAGCUUUUGGAUUCUAUUGCGGCAUUUGCUCUGUGGGAUGGCUCUUCAUCAUCUUCUUCUAUCCUGAGUGCAAGGGCAUGCCUCUAGAGGCUGUUCGUGAAGUGUUCAGCCAUGGAUUCGGGGUUAGGUACUCCAAGAACUGGCAAAAGGAAAACAGGCACCUGAGAGUGCAAAGUCAGGUGGCUAUUGGCCACUGA
Exophiala spinifera is the source of this 1614-nucleotide messenger RNA. RefSeq lists its product as uncharacterized. Gene Ontology annotation, cellular component: membrane. Gene Ontology annotation, biological process: transmembrane transport. Gene Ontology annotation, molecular function: myo-inositol:proton symporter activity. The transcript is spliced from 2 exons. Lineage: Eukaryota; Fungi; Ascomycota; Eurotiomycetes; Chaetothyriales; Herpotrichiellaceae. The record is from RefSeq and is a predicted model, not a curated record. The coding region runs from base 1 to 1614 and encodes 537 amino acids.